CUCCCCCUCCCUCUUCUUCCUCCUCCUCCAUUAUCUCUCUCUUUCCAGGCUCCACUUUCUACCAUCUCUCUCUAGAAAAAGGAAGGAAGCAGGCAGGCCGGGUCGGCCAUGGGGUUCCCGUCUGUGUGCUACUGCGUGAUCCUGCCGCAGCCGCUCAUCCUGGUGCUGCAGCUGCUGGACUUGCUCCGGCACGCCGUCCUGCUCUGCCUCUCCUCGCUUGGCCUCGCCGCGCCGCCGGCCGCCGACGACCACCCGGCCUACGCGGCCCCGCCGCCGGACCUCUGGGCGCUGCCGCCGUCCCUGCAGGCGGCCGCGGCGGCGCCGCCGCCCACGCCGGCCGCCAUCAAGGCCCGCCUCCCCGCCGUCCGGUACGCCGACCUCCUCCGGGCCCGCCGCGCCCCGGCACCGGCCACGUGCGCCGUGUGCCUGGGCGCGCUCGAGGCGCGGCACCGCGUCCGCGAGCUCGGCAACUGUGCGCACGCCUUCCACAAGGCGUGCAUCGACAAGUGGGUCGACAAGGGCCAGGCCACCUGCCCGCUCUGCCGCGCGCUCCUCCUCCCCGGCGCGCCCGACGACGGCGCCGGCGCCUCCUACUCGCCCUUCUCCUUCUGAGACCUCGCGCGCAUGCUCCAACGAACCGAGAAGAACCGAAGCCCGCCCAGCCCGAUUGAGAGCCAGGUCAGUUAACCAGCUCGGUGUCCAUAGCUGCCUACCUAGCUGAUGCGCGCCUGUCGUACGUCCGGCCCGUCCAUCCAUGGAUCCAAGCUUUCUUGGGAGCAAUGAAAUGGGGGAGGAGGAGGAGGAGAGGGAAAGGAGAGAGAGAGAGAGAGGAGGUGUCAGUGAGUGUGAGGUGGUGGAGUAUUAUUGGUUGGUGAGGCACUAAUUAUGAGGAGGACAGGGAUGGCUACCUGCAUUGGAUCUGGUGAAUGCAUAGAUCCAUCCAUCCACUCCACCCUUCUUCUCUUCUGCCACUCCAAUUCAACCCCUCUCUCUCUCUCUCUCUCUCUCUCUCUCUCUCUCUCUUGUGAUGAGGGCUCCCCUUAUUAUUGUUAACUUAAUUUGUGAGGGGAUCCAAGAGAGAUGUACAUUGUACAUAGCUGCCUCCACUUGACAAUAUUGCAAGGAAUAAUUUGUCUCUCACAUGA
Molecule: messenger RNA, 1145 nt
Organism: Panicum hallii
Lineage: Eukaryota; Viridiplantae; Streptophyta; Magnoliopsida; Poales; Poaceae
Product: probable E3 ubiquitin-protein ligase XERICO
Exons: 1
Coding region: 109-612 (167 amino acids)
Biological process (GO): protein ubiquitination
Molecular function (GO): ubiquitin protein ligase activity
Source: RefSeq, a predicted model, not a curated record